Syzygium oleosum is the source of this 947-nucleotide messenger RNA. Its product is annotated as RNA polymerase sigma factor sigF, chloroplastic-like. The transcript has 3 exons. Gene Ontology annotation, molecular function: DNA-binding transcription factor activity. Gene Ontology annotation, biological process: DNA-templated transcription initiation; regulation of DNA-templated transcription. Bases 21 to 572 code for a protein of 183 amino acids. The record is from RefSeq and is a predicted model, not a curated record. Lineage: Eukaryota; Viridiplantae; Streptophyta; Magnoliopsida; Myrtales; Myrtaceae.
GCUCAUUAAAUUCAGGAAGUAUGGGUCUUAUGAAGAGCAUCGAGAAGUUCAAACCCCAGGCGGGCUGCCAGCUUGCCACUUAUGCUUACUGGUGGAUUAGGCAGACAGUAAGGAAGGCCAUAUUUCAAAAUUCCAGGACAAUACGUUUGCCGGAAAAUGUGUAUGCCCUCCUCAGCAAGGUGAUGGAAGCAAAGAGAUCUUACAUUCAAGAGGGACAUCAUCAUCCAAGCAAAGAACAAGAAGCUAAACGUGCUGGAAUUUCAGUCCACAAGUUAGAAAAACUGGCAUCUACUACAACACCACCCCUCUCACUGCAACAGCCUUUGUGGGCAGACCAGGAUACCACCUUUCAGGAGAUAAUCGCAGACACUGGGGUUGAGAUCCCGGAUCUAAGCGUCUCUAAGCAAUUAAUGAGAAGAGACGUGCGCAACCUCCUAAGCACGCUUAGCCCUAGAGAGAGGCAGAUCAUGAAGCUAAGAUAUGGCAUUGACGGCGGUGAACAAGGGUCACUCUCGGACAUUGGAAACAUCUUUGGACUGUCAAAGGAGAGGGUGAGACAGCUGGAGAGUUGAGCGCUGUACAAGCUGAAGCAAUGCCUCAGCGGCCAUGGCCUUCAUGCAUAUGGUCAUUUGAUUAUUCAAUCGUAUUUGUCCCAAGUGACAUAUUAAGUGGUCAAAGGGAUCGCAAUCCAGAAGAACAAAUCUCAACGGUACAAAAAUCGCGAAGAUCAUUAUAAGCAGCAGGCAAUGCAUCGAUUUUCUCGAAAGGCAUCGGCUAUGACCUAUGUUUAAGAUAUCAGCAACUUGACAAAACUGGGCAAAUUUCUGCACCAUUUAUCUUGUAAGGUUCAAAAUUGUAAUUCAUUUGUAUAUUCUUGUAAGAGCCAUGAAUUAUUUGAUUAUGUCUGUCAAUAUCACCAAUGGAAAUGUUUCCUAUUUCUUAUCUUG